AUGGCCUCGGGAGACACCCUGUACAUCGCCACGGACGGCUCGGAGAUGCCGGCCGAGAUCGUGGAGCUGCACGAGAUCGAGGUGGAGACCAUCCCGGUGGAGACCAUCGAGACGACCGUGGUGGGCGGCGAGGAAGACGAAGACGAGGAGGAUGAGGAUGAAUGCUGCGAGGAGUGCGGCCCGCACCACCCGCCCCAUCACUACCACCACCACCACCAGCCCAUGAUUGCGCUGCAGCCGCUCGUCUCGGACGGAGACCCCAGCGGAGCAGGCGGCGGCGCGGGUGGCGGCGGCGGGGGGCAGCUCCACCUGCACCAUCACCAGGAGGUGAUCCUGGUGCAGACCCGUGAGGAGGUGGUGGGGGGAGACGACUCGGACGGGCUGCGGGCCGACGACGGUUUCGAGGACCAGAUCCUCAUCCCGGUGCCGGCUCCCGCCGGGGAGGACGAGUAUAUCGAGCAGACCCUGGUCACCGUGGCCGCCGCCGGUAGCAAGAGCGGUGGGGGCGGCGGCUCGUCCUCGGCCGGAGGCCGCGUCAAGAAGGGCGGCAGCGGAAAGAAGAGCAGCAAGAAGAGUUACCUGAGCGGGGGAGGCGGCGGUGGGGCCGAAGGCGGCGGAGGCAGGAAAUGGGAGCAGAAGCAGGUGCAGAUCAAGACCCUGGAGGGGGAGUUCUCGGUCACCAUGUGGGCCUCGGAUGAUAAAAAAGACAUUGACCAUGAAACAGUGGUGGAAGAACAGAUCAUUGGCGAGAACUCUCCACCUGAUUACUCAGAGUACAUGACAGGAAAGAAACUUCCUCCUGGAGGAAUACCUGGCAUUGACCUUUCAGACCCCAAGCAGCUAGCUGAAUUUGCUAGAAUGAAGCCACGAAAAAUUAAAGAAGAUGAUGCUCCAAGAACGAUAGCAUGUCCUCACAAAGGCUGCACAAAAAUGUUCAGGGACAACUCUGCUAUGAGGAAGCAUCUGCACACUCAUGGUCCUCGAGUACACGUAUGUGCAGAAUGUGGCAAGGCCUUUGUGGAGAGUUCCAAACUAAAGCGACAUCAGCUAGUUCAUACUGGAGAGAAGCCCUUUCAGUGCACGUUUGAAGGAUGUGGAAAGCGAUUUUCACUGGACUUCAAUUUACGCACACAUGUGCGAAUUCACACUGGCGACAGGCCCUAUGUGUGCCCGUUUGACGGCUGUAAUAAGAAGUUCGCUCAAUCAACUAACCUGAAAUCUCACAUCUUAACACACGCUAAGGCCAAAAACAACCAGUGAAAGUAAGCGAGAAGAAAGCUCUUGAACUCUCAAAGCAUCUUACAGGAGUAUGGGAAUAAAUAUGCCUCCCCUUUGUAUAUUGUUUCUAGGAAAGAAUUUUAAAAAAGAACCCUACCCACCUAAAGGACAUGUUUUGAUAAAGUAGUAAAUAAAUAAAUAAAAACUUUAAGAUGACGUUACUAAGAUGCUCUACCUUGCUCUGUAAUCCAGUUUCAAGAACACGGUGUUUUGUAAAGUGUGCUCCCAACAGGAGGGGACAAUUGAUGAACUUGCAUCAAAAAGAGACAAUUCUUUAUACAACAGUGCUAAAAUUGGACUUCUUUUCACAUUCUUAUAAAUAUGAAGCUCACCUGUUGCUUACAAUUUUUUUAAUUUUGUAUUUUCCAAGUGUGCAUAUUGUACACUUUUUGGGGAUAUGCUUAGUAAUGCUAUGUGUGAUUUUUCUGGAGGUUGAUAACUUUGCUUGCAGUAGAUUUUCUUUAAAAGAAUGGGCAGUUACAUGCAUACUUCAAAAGUAUUUUCCUGUAAAGAAAAAAGUUAUAUAGGUUUUGUUUGCUAUCUUAAUUUUGGUUGUAUUCUUUGAUGUUAACACAUUUUUGUAUAAUUGUAUCGUAUAGCUGUAAUGAAAUCAUGUAGUAUCAAAUAUUAGAUGUGAUUUAAUAGUGUUAAUCAAUUUAAACCCAUUUUAGUCACUUUUUUUGGAAAAAUACUGCCAGAUGCUGAUGUUCAGUGUAAUUUCUCUUUGCCUGUUCAGUUACGGAAAGUGGUGCUCAGUUGUAGAAUGUAUUGUACAGGCACUGACCUUUUAUUAACACCUGAUAAUAUGUACAUCCCAUGUAAUAGAAAGGACAACAAUAAAACAGUGGUCCUAAAGAAAGAGUAUGGCAGAAGAUGAUCUGUAAGCACAGUCUAUUUUCUUUUUUUGUCCAGAAUAAUUAUAGUUCUUGAACCUCCCAGAAAUUGGAAGCUUAAAUAAAACUCAAGUUUCCUUUA
Messenger RNA from Emys orbicularis (European pond turtle), 2253 nucleotides. RefSeq names its product YY1 transcription factor (gene YY1). Bases 1 to 1260 code for a protein of 419 amino acids. Gene Ontology annotation, biological process: regulation of transcription by RNA polymerase II. The transcript has 5 exons. The record is from RefSeq and is a predicted model, not a curated record. Gene Ontology annotation, cellular component: chromatin; transcription regulator complex; PcG protein complex. Gene Ontology annotation, molecular function: DNA-binding transcription factor activity, RNA polymerase II-specific; RNA polymerase II cis-regulatory region sequence-specific DNA binding. NCBI's taxonomy places the organism in Eukaryota, Metazoa, Chordata, Testudines, Emydidae.